This is a messenger RNA of Neocloeon triangulifer, 752 nucleotides long. RefSeq lists its product as uncharacterized. The record is from RefSeq and is a predicted model, not a curated record. The transcript has 3 exons. Lineage: Eukaryota; Metazoa; Arthropoda; Insecta; Ephemeroptera; Baetidae. The coding region runs from base 8 to 373 and encodes 121 amino acids.
GUAUAAAAUGAGUUUGUGUAUCCCAGACACUCAUUCUGCUGAAUCUCCUCAUCCAGCAAUCAUGUACAACCCAGCUUACUAUGGCGCCGCUGCAGUUGCCCAGGACAGGGGUUACUCGACUGGUCACUUCUUGGGAGGAUUUGACCCUAUCGGUCUGCUCGCUGGCUUGUCCUUCAUCUCCUUCCUUCUGCACGCCCUUUUGUCCUUCUUGUUCCGUCCUUCGGCUCACUCUGCUGGCUACUACUUGCCCCACGGAAGCGCCGCCAGCAGUCGCCAGGGCGAGAGCACCAACGCUCACAACCUGCUUGAUUCGGCCAUCGACUAUUACGAAUCGCUGAACGACGGGGCAAAGAGCAUCAAAAACAGACACUGAUUAUUGUACAAAAGCAGUGCAUUAUUAUUUAUUAUUCAGCAAAACUUCUUAUUUAUUAACUCAACUAUGUUGUCACUUGAGUAAAAUCUAUCAAAAGCAACGCGCUCAUCUUUUUUAAUAACUUUGCUAAUAAAUGCAUCCGAAUUGGCGACACAGAACAUAAGUGUGUGUUAUUUACAAAUGAUAGGAAGAGAGCUAUGUUAUUUACAGGCAGUUAAAAUGAGACAGGUUAGAGGAAGAAAUAAAUAAUUUCUCUUGUCUGCUGUGUGAAUUCACACUAGAUUGGUUACUUUGUAAAUUUCCACGAAUCAAGCUGACGAGCUGGGUGCUAUGCUGGAUCGUUUUCUUUGUUGGUCACAAACUUCUUGACCUGAACAGG